Messenger RNA from Adineta ricciae, 279 nucleotides. The record is from the annotation of a GenBank genome assembly. Lineage: Eukaryota; Metazoa; Rotifera; Eurotatoria; Adinetida; Adinetidae.
AUGGAAACGGCCGGUUCCGCUCAGAAACGGCGAGUUUCCUCAGGGAUUUUGUCGGAAAUUCAUGGAAUUCUGCUUCAGGAACCAUUAUCCUGGGAUAUACAUAUGUUUUGUAUCGGUGUGAAGCUAGCACGAACAAACGAUAUGUUAGGUAAAAACGUUUUUACUAAGUAUGUCCCGUCCAUGAAAACUACACCAUUCGACUCAGAAUUUAAUUCUACAUCGAAUGAUGGUACUUUUAUUCGCCGGACAAGCUUUGCAAAAAUUCGUUUUGGAUUAUAA